Onychostoma macrolepis is the source of this 2369-nucleotide messenger RNA. Its product is annotated as B-cell receptor CD22-like. Lineage: Eukaryota; Metazoa; Chordata; Actinopteri; Cypriniformes; Cyprinidae. The record is from RefSeq and is a predicted model, not a curated record. Bases 1 to 1296 code for a protein of 431 amino acids. The transcript has 8 exons.
AUGAAAGUGUUCUGGACCAAAACACUUGUUAUAGAUCAUGUAGAGCCUCCAGAUCUGUCUGAGGACCCUGAAUACAGUCAGAGGCUUCAGUAUCUGGGAGAUAAACAGCAGAGCUGCACCAUCAGACUGAGUCAUGUGACACAGAAAGAUGAACACAUGUACUAUUUCAAAUUCAUCACUGAUAAAACUGAUGGUAAAUGGACUGGUUAUCCAGGAGUGACUCUUGCUGUCACAGAUCUUCAGGUGGAGUCUCCUGAGAGAGUGACAGAGGGAGAUUCAGUCCGUCUGACAUGUAAAAGCAGCUGCGCUCUGACUGACGGAGCAACAUUCAUCUGGUACAGAAACUCACAGCCAUUAACUGAGAGAAGAGACAGAAACAAUCAACUCCUGCUGCAGUCAGUCAGAAGAGAGGAUGCAGGCAGAUAUAACUGUGCUCUACAUGGACACACUUACAUCUCUCCUGCUGUUCAGCUCAGUGUCAGAUAUCCUCCAGUGAAUCCUGUGAUCUUCAUCAGUCCAUCUGGUGAAAUAGUGGAGGGAGAUUCAGUGACUCUGAGCUGCAGCAGUGAUUCAAACCCACCUGCAGAAAUCAGCUGGUUUAAAGGAGGAACAACUGUAGGAUCUGGAAAAAUCUACAGCAUCUCAAAGAUCAGCUCUGAUCACAGUGGAGAAUACAAGUGCAAGUCCAGAUAUGAACAUGGAGAGAAAUACUCUGAUGUUGUGACUUUAAACGUCAUAUAUCCUCCAAAGAGCGUCUCAGUGUCCAUCAGUCCAUCUGGUGAAAUAGUGGAGGGUGAUUCAGUGACUCUGAUCUGCAGCAGUGAUUCAAACCCACCUGCUCUGAACUUCAGCUGGUUUAAGGAGAAUCAAAGCUCAGCUGUUGGAUCUGGACAGAGUUUCAGUGCUCUACAGAGCGGACGCUUCUACUGUGAGGCUCACAAUCAACAUGGAUCUCAGAGAUCAGACGCUGUUACUGUCACAGUUCAUCAUGGUGCUGGUAGGAAUGUGAUGUUUGGGAUCACAGCAGCAUCUGGAGGAGGAUUAUUCAUCAUCAUCAUCGUCGUUGUCACUAUACUAUUUAUAAUGAAAAGGAUAAAGAAAAGAUCUACUAUACAUGAGUAUGAGAAUGAUGAUCCCAGUGUAAGCACAUAUACGGCUCUAGAUCUCAAGUCCAGGUCUUCUGAUGUCUACAACACACUCACAUCUGUCCAUCCCCGACCUGCUGUUCACCAGUCGGGCUCCUCUGAAUAUGAAAAUCUGACAGUAAGUAGGAGAUCCACAGGUCUUCUCAUGUAAGCUAGACUAGAAGAGUAAUUUCACCAAAAAAAUACGGUUUUAAUGUGUUUCGCUUGACUUAUUUUUGUUGUAGCCACACAGCAAGAUGCCACAGUAAAAUGAAGCACAAGUUAGACUUUACUCAUCUUUUCUUGCGUCACUGAACAGUCACAUCUCAACUCCUGAUGAAAAUGAAAACACCUCUGUAGAGUUUCCAUUCUGCUGUGAAGUGAUGUUUCUCAAAGGUCCUGUAGAAAAUAAUGGAAUUAUAUUCAUGUGUGACCUCAGUGUGAUGAAUGAAUAGUCUAAGUGUAAUUUAUAAAGCUAUUAUAAAGAGCCUUAUAAAAGCACUAGUGUGACUGAAAUGUGCAAGAAUGUUUAAAUACUUUUAAUUUUUAAACUGAAAUAAUGAUCAAUAUUUGUUUGUUUUUUUAAAUACUUUUUUGGAGAGUGUGUUGACUUGUCACGUAAUUUCGGCAAAUGACACUUCGAUACCUCAUGCUGUUUCAAACCACGUUUUUGAAACGGUGCUGAUUUGGGGCUAGAGGGCAAUAAUUACACAGCAGCUGCACAAAUGCUGUGUUUUUACAUGUCGGUUGUAAAACUAGAACAAAUGAAAACACAAUAUACUAUUUUUUUUUCUAAUGUUUAAAUGUCUAGGCCAAUCAUGAGAUAUAAACCCUAAUAAGAAUUGACUUAAAAACAUACAUGUUGUACUCUGAACAGAAUCUUUAUUCAAAACAAACAAAAAGUACAUAUAAAACCUAUAAAAGCAGUAUAACUAUACAAGUUUUUAGAACAUUAUAUUUAUAUUAUAUUGUAGUUUGUUCUUUUAUUAAAUUGUGCUAGUUCUUGUCAUUUGUUUGUGUAUUGUUUAUUGUAUGUAUUUUACCUAAAUUCAUUAGUUCAGUCUUAUGUGCCUCUAGAAGCUUGCGUCUGCAAGUGAACGUAACAUUAUUGUUCAUCCCAAAGAGGCACAAAAUCACUUUCACGGACUUUUAAAUUAAAUGUUCCCUCCUGGUGGAAUGACCUGCCCAACUCAAUCCGAGCAGCUGAAUCAAGAAUCGGCUUAAUUUUUAUUAUAAGAAUCUUUA